Messenger RNA from Nerophis lumbriciformis (worm pipefish), 2474 nucleotides. RefSeq names its product mediator complex subunit 28 (gene med28). NCBI's taxonomy places the organism in Eukaryota, Metazoa, Chordata, Actinopteri, Syngnathiformes, Syngnathidae. Gene Ontology annotation, cellular component: mediator complex. The record is from RefSeq and is a predicted model, not a curated record.
CCGGCCCAGUGAUGGCGUCGUCCAUGAGCGGUAUGUUUCCCGGUCAGCAACCGCCAAAUCCACACACCGUCCCUGGAGCGGGUGCACCGGGCCAACCCGGAUUCCCCGGUACGGCGAACCGGAGCCAGGGAAGCAACACGCUGGUGGAUGAACUGGAGGCGUCAUUUGAGGCAUGUUUCGCAUCAUUGGUAAGCCAGGACUAUGUCAAUGGCACCGACCAGGAAGAGAUCCGAACCGGUGUGGAUCAGUGCAUCCAAAAAUUCCUGGAUGUGGCCCGGCAAACAGAGUGCUUCUUCCUGCAGAAAAGGCUCCAAUUAUCUGUGCAGAAACCAGAGCAGGUGGUCAAAGAGGAUGUGUCGGAGCUUCGCAACGAGCUGCAAAGGAAAGAGAUGCUGGUUCAGAAGCACCUGUCCAAACUGCACCACUGGCAACAAGUGCUGGAGGACGUUAGCGGGCAGCAUCGCAAGCCCUCGGACCUCCCGCCCCCCGGACCGCUAGGCUUCAUAGAGCAGCCAUCGGCUGGUAUGGCCCCCGCCCCUUUAAAGCCAAACUAACUGGGUAGGAGAAGUGCUUUCACAAAGAAGCGCUCGGAUUUGGACUACUCUUGCAUGUCAAAAUGAGCUGAACGAAUCGGGCAAGCAGAGAACGCCUACAACAUAAACUGAACAUUUGCAACACAUUAUUUUUCGACUUCCAUCGAAACAAGGCUUGACUGGUUAAUCAGUUAGCAUGAUUUCACUAAACCAGUUUCCAUGAAACUAUGGACUCACAUUUUGCUGAAGCAUGAGGAAUCAUGUUCACUUUUUGCCAUGUGCACUGUGGUCAAACGAGGCAGUGACCCACCAGAUCGAGCUGAAACAAUAACCAACAGCGAGAGAGACAGUACGCAACACUGCCACCUACUGGACUGGAGUGGAACUUAUUGACAGGCCCAUUGGGAUUUUUCAAUCAAUUACUCUAUUGCAGGGGUCCCCAAACUACGGCCCGUGGGCCGGAUACAGCCCACCAGAGUCCAAAAUCCGGCCCGUGGGAAGCAUAUAUAUAUACACCGUAUUUUUCGGAGUAUAAGUCGCUCCGGAGUAUAAAUCGCACCGGCCGAAAAUGCCUAAUAAAGAAGGAAAAAAACAUAUAUAAGUCGCACUGGAGUAUAAGUUGCAUUUUUUGGGGAAAUUUAUUUGCUAAAACCCAACACCAAGAAUAAACAUUUGAAAGGCAAUUUAAAAUAAAUAAAGAAUAGUGAACAACAGGCUGAAUAAGUGUACGUUAUAUGAGGCAUAAAUAACCAACUGAGAACUUGCCUGGUAUGUUAACGUAACAUAUUAUGGUAAGAGUCAUUCAAAUAACUAUAACAUAUAGAACAUGCUAUACGUUUACCAAACAAUCCGUCACUUCUAAUCGCUAAAUCCCAUGAAAUCUUAUACGUCUAGUCUCUUACGUGAAUGAGAUAAAUAAUAUUAUUUGAUAUUUUACGGUAAUGUGUUGAUAAUUUCACGCAUAAGUCGCACCCCCGGCCAAACUAUGAAAAAAAUUGCGACUUAUAGUCCGAAAAAUACGGUAUAUACAGUGUGUAUAUAUAUAUUUUACACACAACCCGGGCCAAAUUUUUUUUUUAGCCUAAUGCGGCCCCCAAGUCAAAAAGUUUGGGGACCCCUUCUCUAUUGUAUGCAAGUAUUAGCACCAUGCUUACAUUUAUGACAGUAAAAACUUAAUUAUAAGGAAAAAGUCAUUUUUUAUGACUUGUAUUUUUCAUGAAAUAUUACAAAUGUACUUUUUCAAAAUUCCCCCGUUUUUUGGUAAAAUAUUUGUUCCCUUGUCAUUCUUUUAACUUAAUUUCCCUCAGUAUGUGGUUUUACUCCUAUCUUUUCAUCUUUUUUUUUUCAUUUAUUUACAUACAUUUUUUUCCUCGCUUUCUUUUUACUGUACAAACAGCAUAUUGCGGUAUUCCUUCACUCUGGACUUUUGUGUUUUUGUACACCAGUGCAGAUAUUAAAAUGCUGACAUUUAAAAGAAAGCCAGGUUCUUCCUGUGGUGUAACUUACUUGAACGUUAAAGAUGGCGCCACAUCAUAAAAAUAAUGAACGCUGACAGGCUGUUGCAUCAAAUGCAUUCAGCGACUUCACACUAUGACAGACUUGUUUUUGCCUGCUUCACAGCUGUCACCAUUCCAGAAACUACUAGCCUCCUACAGUAUUUCACAAAAGUCAGUACACUGCUUACUUGGGGGCGGUAUAGCUCGGUUGGUAGAGUGGCCGUGCCAGCAACUUGAGGGUUCCAGGUUCGAUCCCCGCUUCCGCCAUCCUAGUCACUGCCGUUGUGUCCUUGGGCAAAACACUUUACCCACCUGCUCCCAGUGCCACCUACACUGGUUUAAAUGUAACUUAGAUAUUGGGUAUCACUAUGUAAAGCGCUUUGGGUCACUAGAGAAAAGCGCUAUAUAAAUAUAAUCCCCCUUCACCUAUUUUGUACACAAGGGA